Oncorhynchus nerka (sockeye salmon) is the source of this 747-nucleotide messenger RNA. RefSeq lists its product as uncharacterized. The transcript has 2 exons. The coding region runs from base 1 to 747 and encodes 248 amino acids. NCBI's taxonomy places the organism in Eukaryota, Metazoa, Chordata, Actinopteri, Salmoniformes, Salmonidae. The record is from RefSeq and is a predicted model, not a curated record.
AUGAGUCAGUCCCGUACACAAAAGGGAACGUCCUCUAGCAGAGGAAGGACGUCUCAGUUCACGUCCUCUAGCCCGUCCUCUAGCCCGUCCUCUAGCACGUCCUCUAGCACGUCCUCUAGCACGUCCUCUAGCACGUCCUCUAGCCCGUCCUCUAGCACGUCCUCUAGCACGUCCUCUAGCACGUCCUCUAACCCGUCCUCUAGCACGUCCUCUAGCCCGUCCUCUAGCCCGUCCUCUAGCCCGUCCUCUAGCACGUCCUCUAGCACGUCCUCUAGCACGUCCUCUAGCACGUCCUCUAGCCCGUCCUCUAGCCCGUCCUCUAGCACGUCCUCUAGCACGUCCUCUAGCCCGUCCUCUAGCACGUCCUCUAGCACGUCCUCUAGCACGUCCUCUAGCCCGUCCUCUAGCCCGUCCUCUAGCCCGUCCUCUAGCCCGUCCUCUAGCACGUCCUCUAGCCCGUCCUCUAACCCGUCCUCUAGCACGUCCUCUAGCCCUUCCUCUAGCCCGUCCUCUAGCACGUCCUCUAGCACGUCCUCUAGCACGUCCUCUAGCCCGUCCUCUAGCCCGUCCUCUAGCACGUCCUCUAGCACGUCCUCUAUCCCGUCCUCUAGCACGUCCUCUAGCACAUCCUCUAGCCCGUCCUCUAGCACGUCCUCUAGCCCGUCCUCUAGCCCGUCCUCUAGCACGUCCUCUAGCACGUCCUCUAGCACGUCCUCUAGCACGUCCUCUAUAGCACGUCCUCUAUAG